UCGGUUCAGUCCCCAACACUACCAGAGAUAAUACCAGUACCAAAGCAGAGUAUAUUGCAACAAGUUAGAGAGAGAAAGCGAAUAGCGAGAGGUGGAGAUUGGAGUUUCAGAGACCGCCAUGGCAGAACAUUGGCCUCUAAUCAUGCGUUUUCCUCUCAAAUUUACCCUAAAAUAGCACGUCUUUCUCACAUUUCUGAAAAUCUUUGGACGUUUCAGAGCUCGCUCAUCGCCGUACCUGCAACAAAAAUCGCUAUUGAGAGCUUCGAUAACCGAGAAAAGUCGCUUGAAUUCCAAGCCUCCCUGAGUUAUUCUCUGUUUUUCUGAGUCUAAAAGGGUGAUAAGUCACCAAAUUUUGAGUUCUAAGGCGAUCGUUGUUUUAAUGCGUCUCUGCAACUAGCUGAAGCUUGUGCUUGUCGCCUGUUAUCUCUUCUGUAGCUUUAAGUGGAUUUUAAUGGCCGAUUACCUGUGCGCUGCUUUAUAGAUUGAAGUUUAAUCAGUGAUUUGGAGCUUAUCACUGGUGAUUUCUGUUGAGCUCAAGAGAAGCGCGAAUUCCUGAUACUUGCAGUUUCUUCUCUCGUUCUAAUCGUAAAGUAGUGAGUUAUUUUGCGGUCUUUAAUCGCUUUGGCCUCAGUGUGAAUCAGGAGUUUCCGGUGUUCUAUUGUUGUUCAUUUCCGGAGCAAAAAUGAAAAAUUCACAAGAAUGAAGCAUUUCAUCGCCCAUUCCAAGCCUCUAAUCGCCGAUCUCUCCAAUAAAUCGUCUGUUUAGUGCCUCUGAUAAAGAAAGCCUCCUGCUUGUUUGCUUUGAGGUUGACAAAUAGAGAAUCGGAUCGACGAUUUGAUUGUUUCACGCGGCGAUCUUUUGAAAUACGGGUACAAAGCUGGUGAGAUAGAGAUGUCUCGUGUAAAAGGCCUUGGAGUAGCGAAUCGUCUCUUCUUUUGAGGCUUGAAAAAAGGGUGGAAUUUGAUCGGCGAUCAAACCGCCUUUACACCGGCGAUCUUUUGUAGCGUCUCUGCAACGCCGUAAGAGCUCUGUUCUCUUUGCCUUUUUUUUGGGCGUCGUUUUUGAGGCGAUAGGAAAGAUAUUGAAGUGUUGCCGACCUCUGCGUGCUUUACUCGUGCGAAUUUCAUCGGGCAAAGAUCAAAGGAUCGAUUCAUCGCGAUUUCUUAGCUAGCAAGCUUUACAGAUAAUAUUAUUUUUUACAGAUCCGGUUGAGGCAUUAGAGGAAGAAGCCGUCAAUUCAAAGGUUUCGCACGUGUGAUAUUUAUUGUUGGAGAGAGAGAGGUACUGAAAUCUUACUAUCGCACCAAAGUACAACUACAAACAUUGAGGUGUUUCUCUGAUAAACGCCACGGAUUGCCUUUACCUCUGAUAAACUUCAUAGACUGGUCUACAGGAAAAGAGUCUAAACUUUAAGAUCCUUGGUGCAAUAUUAGCUUGAAAAUAUAAGAGACUCUGUUAUAUAAGCUUGAUUGGAGGGUACCCAUUUGUUGGAGUUGCUGAGAUAUUUCUGGUAAAUCGCCGCAAAGCUUGAAGUGUUGUUGAAGAGAAGGUUUAAAGGUUGAUGUGUUGGGAUAUAUAUCUGGUUUUAAAAGAUUAACUUUGGCGAGGUGUUCAUCGUACGAAACUUCUACGGUCGCAUACCAGAGGGUUAACUUAAAGAGGGGUUAUGCCUUCUAUCUUGGAUUUAUAAACCCAAAAAAUCCUCAAAGAUUUUGAAAUUCCCCCUCCCCUGUCUUUUGCGUUUGAGUGAAAGUAACAGUGUUAAAUUUAUAUUUUUCGAUUUAUUUUUGUAUUUCGGGAGAUUUAGGAAAUUUUUUUUUUUUUGGGUUCCUGUUCUGAAAUUCUAAUUUUUGGAAAUGUCGAGAUAGGAAAAGUUUUCUUGGUUUUAAGAUUAAAAUUGGAAGAAAUUCACAGAUUUUAUUCUCUUCUUCCUUUUUCUUUUUUCCUUUAUUCUGUUCUUUUCAGCUGGAGUAAAUUCAAAGUUCACUGUUUCAGAAAACUGACGUCUCCAGAAGUCCUGACGGGUUUCAAGUAAUUUUUUUUUUCAAAGUGUUAUUAUACUGUGUAUUUUUGACAUUCUCUUGCAUUUCAAUUUUGUCCUUUCCUACUUCCUGGUUCAAAGAACAUAGUAUUUCUAGUCUUCUUAAGUAUUUGUAAGGAAAAAAGCAGAGGCUUCAUUUUGAAGUCAAUGGUGAAGGAAGCCUGAUUGAGUAGAAAAAGGAACCAUUUUGAGCUCAAUAGAGAAUCUUUCAUUUAGCUUCCAACCCCUGAAUUGUGCUAUUUUUAAACAAGCUCAAAGGCCGUGCAAACAAGUGGACUUGAUUCUGAGGAUUAAGGACACAAGGAACUCGUAUUGUGGGUUUUCAAUUUCAAGUCUUAUCAAGAGAAAAGAGUGGGAAAGAGAGCGAUAGGGAGCAUAGAGGCCUAACUGUGAAGCUUCUAGAGAGAGGGAGAAGAACUUUGAGCUUAAUUUUGAAGGGAUGAUGGCUGUUACAGCUUGCAAGGAGGGGAAGCCUGGAAUGGACCCUGGUAAAUAUGUUCGGUACACUCCUGAGCAGGUUGAAGCCCUGGAGAGGCUUUAUCAUGAGUGCCCAAAGCCGAGUUCGAUUCGAAGGCAGCAGCUCAUUCGAGAGUGCCCUAUAUUAUCUAACAUCGAGCCCAAGCAAAUCAAAGUCUGGUUUCAAAACCGAAGAUGCAGAGAGAAACAGAGAAAAGAGGCAUCACGAUUGCAAGCGGUUAAUAGGAAGUUAACGGCCAUGAAUAAACUGUUAAUGGAAGAGAAUGAUCGCUUGCAGAAGCAGGUGUCACAGUUGGUGUAUGAGAAUGGGUAUUUUCGCCAACAAACACAGAAUGUGGCCAUAACAACCACAGAUACAAGUUGUGAGUCAGUGGUGACCAGCGGUCAACACCAUUUGACACCACAGCAUCCUCCAAGAGAUGCUAGUCCUGCUGGACUAUUGUCCAUUGCGGAGGAGACUUUAGCAGAGUUUCUUUCGAAGGCUACUGGAACCGCUGUGGAGUGGAUCCAAAUGCCUGGGAUGAAGCCUGGUCCGGAUUCCAUUGGAAUCGUUGCUAUUUCACAUGGUUGCACUGGAGUUGCUGCACGAGCCUGUGGUCUUGUAGGUUUAGAACCUACAAAGGUCUCAGAGAUCCUCAAAGAUCGGCCCACGUGGUUUCGCGAUUGCCGUUCUGUGGAAGUCUUGACUGCGCUCUCCACUGGAAAUGGUGGAACCAUCGAACUACUGUACAUGCAGAUGUAUGCUCCUACAACAUUAGCAUCUGCCCGGGAUUUCUGGCUGUUGCGUUAUACGUCAGUUUUGGAAGAUGGUAGUCUUGUGGUAUGUGAAAGAUCUCUGAGCAACACACAAGGUGGUCCAAGCAUGCCACCUGUGCAGCAGUUUGUGAGAGCUGAGAUGCACCCAAGUGGUUACCUGAUAAGGCCAUGUGAAGGGGGAGGCUCAAUAAUUCACCUUGUUGAUCAUAUGGAUUUAGAACCUUGGAGUGUACCUGAAGUACUACGUCCCCUAUACGAGUCUUCAACUGUUCUUGCUCAAAAGAUGACAAUGGCGGCACUACGUCAUCUCCGCCAAAUAGCUCAAGAGGUUUCUCAAAACACUGUUGUUGGCUGGGGUCGGCAACCGGCAGCUCUAAGGGCUCUAAGCCAGAGGCUGAGCAAGGGUUUCAAUGAAGCUCUAAAUGGGUUUACAGAUGAUGGGUGGUCUUUGUUGGGUAACGAUGGCAUGGAUGACGUAACUAUUCUUGUGAAUUCAUCCCCUGCCAAAAUUAUGGCUGCAAAUCUUACAUCCACAAAUGGGUUUCCUACCGUUUGUGGAGCUGUUCUAUGUGCCAAGGCUUCGAUGCUUUUACAGAAUGUACCUCCCGCUCUACUCAUCAGAUUCUUGAGAGAGCAUCGAUCAGAAUGGGCGGAUAGUAACAUCGAUGCUUACUCUGCUGCUGCCCUGAAAUCAAAUCCUGGCACUUUACCCACUUCCCGUAUGGGAGGCUUCGGGGGGCAGGUUAUCCUUCCAUUGGCUCAUACAGUGGAGCAUGAAGAGUUCUUGGAGGUGAUCAAAUUGGAAAACCAUGGCCUUGUUCAGGAUGACUCCAUCAUUCCCAGGGACAUGUUUCUCUUGCAGCUUUGCAGUGGAGUGGACGAGAAUGCCGUGGGCGCUUGUGCAGAACUUGUAUUCGCACCUAUUGAUCCAUCUUUCGCAGAUGAUGCUCCUCUUCUCCCCUCUGGAUUUCGAAUCAUUCCUCUUGACAACGGUGUUGAUGGGUCAAGCCCCAAUCGAACGCUCGAUCUUGCUUCUGCCCUCGAGGUGGGGCCAGCUGGAAACCGAAUUUCCGGAGAGUUUGCUGGUGGUUCCGGCAGCCUUAGGUCAGUAUUGACAAUAGCAUUCCAAUUCAGUUAUGAGAACAAUCAUGAGCAGAUACGGGACAAUGUGGCAACUAUGGCUCGACAAUAUGUGAGGAGUGUGAUAUCUUCGGUUCAAAGGGUGGCCAUGGCUCUUACUCCCUCUCGACUCAACCCUCACAAUGGACUUAGGCCACCGCCUGGUACACCUGAGGCCUUGACACUUGCGAGAUGGAUUUGUCAUAGCUAUAGGUUUCACUUAGGAGUGGAGCUUCUGAGGCCUAAUGGUGAGGGUGGUGAAUCUUUGCUCAAAAUGCUCUGGCAUCAUGCGGAUGCCAUCAUGUGCUGCUCUUUGAAGGCCCUCCCCGUCUUCACUUUUGCAAACCAAGCUGGUCUUGACAUGCUGGAGACUACACUGGUUGCCCUUCAAGACAUAACGCUCGAGAAAAUAUUCGACGAAAAUGGUCGUAAAACACUCUGUGCUGAUUUUGCUCAAAUCAUGCAACAGGGAUUUGCAUAUCUGCAAGGUGGGUUGUGCGUUUCGAGCAUGGGUAGGCCAGUUUCUUAUGAAAGAGCGGUUGCAUGGAAGGUCCUCAAUGAGGAGGAGAGCACCCACUGCAUUUGCUUCAUGUUUAUGAACUGGUCAUUUGUUUAAAAACCAGUCCAAAACCUUGCUUCUUAUACCAGCUUCUCUCUAUUCAGUUUCAGGAAACUAAAUUUUGGUGUAAACUGAGGGCUUUUUGUUUUUGUUUUUGUUUUCUGGGAUUGAUUACUUCUCAUGCGUUAACUUGGAGAGGAGUGUUCCCAGUGCAUUGCCCGGGUUACCGGCAAAUUUGACUUUUUUUUAGAGAGAGAAAGUGUUCUAUUUCAUUGCACCGAUUGCUGUUUGUUU
Amborella trichopoda is the source of this 5246-nucleotide messenger RNA. RefSeq names its product homeobox-leucine zipper protein ATHB-15. The record is from RefSeq and is a predicted model, not a curated record. Lineage: Eukaryota; Viridiplantae; Streptophyta; Magnoliopsida; Amborellales; Amborellaceae. Gene Ontology annotation, molecular function: lipid binding; DNA binding; DNA-binding transcription factor activity.